Messenger RNA from Dovyalis caffra, 1092 nucleotides. NCBI's taxonomy places the organism in Eukaryota, Viridiplantae, Streptophyta, Magnoliopsida, Malpighiales, Salicaceae. The record is from the annotation of a GenBank genome assembly.
AUGUCAAAGCCUUUGCAUGUGUCAAAGGUUGAGUCUUUUGCAUUGUCAAAGCCUCUAAAGAGGAGCUUGAUCACAUGCAAGGCCUAUGAGGCUGAUCGAUCAGAGCCCAUUGAGGCACCUGAUCUGAAAUCAGAGGCGGCAAAAAAGGUUAAAAUUGGGAUUUAUUUUGCUGUUUGGUGGGCUUUGAAUGUUGUGUUUAAUAUCUACAACAAGAAGGUUUUGAACGCUUUUCCAUAUCCAUGGUUGACUUCUACACUUUCUCUUGCUUGUGGAUCUCUUAUGAUGUUGCUCUCAUGGGCUACAAGGAUUGCUGAAGCACCGAAGACUGAUUUUGAGUUUUGGAAGACUUUAUUCCCUGUUGCUGUGGCACAUACAAUUGGUCAUGUAGCAGCAACGGUGAGUAUGUCGAAGGUUGCAGUUUCCUUUACCCAUAUCAUUAAGAGUGGUGAGCCUGCUUUCAGCGUAUUGGUUUCAAGGUUCCUAUUGGGUGAGACUUUCCCUCUACAAGUUUACCUGUCCCUUGUUCCAAUCAUUGGUGGUUGUGCACUAGCUGCUGUUACUGAGCUCAACUUCAACAUGGUUGGUUUCAUGGGGGCCAUGAUUUCCAACUUGGCUUUUGUUUUCCGCAACAUAUUUUCAAAGAGGGGCAUGAAGGGGAAGUCUGUUAGUGGGAUGAACUACUAUGCUUGUCUCUCUAUGUUGUCACUCUUGAUUCUCACACCUUUUGCUAUCGCUGUAGAGGGACCACAGAUGUGGGCUGCAGGUUGGCAGACAGGCCUAUCUCAGAUUGGGCCGAAUCUUGUUUGGUGGAUUGCGGCACAAAGUGUAUUCUAUCAUCUUUACAAUCAAGUGUCAUACAUGUCCCUGGAUGAGAUCUCUCCCUUGACCUUUAGCAUUGGAAACACAAUGAAGCGUAUAUCUGUCAUAGUCUCAUCCAUUAUCAUUUUCCGCACACCCGUCCAGCCUGUCAAUGCUCUUGGAGCUGCAAUCGCUAUCCUUGGAACCUUCUUGUAUUCCCAGUGGUCUCUGAUAGUAGAGACAUCAACUGACUGUAGCAAGGAAGCACUUGAACAAGCUGAUCUUUGGUGUUGA